Molecule: messenger RNA, 4182 nt
Organism: Lytechinus pictus (painted urchin)
Lineage: Eukaryota; Metazoa; Echinodermata; Echinoidea; Temnopleuroida; Toxopneustidae
Exons: 2
Coding region: 129-1787 (552 amino acids)
Source: RefSeq, a predicted model, not a curated record
UAACAAAUUGUGCUCUGAAUCUGCAGUUUUUCAUAUGAAGUCAAGGUUGCUUUACAACUCAGAUUUCAAAUGAUUGUGAACAGGUUUCCUCUAUCAACCAGAGCUUAACAAUCUUCAGACAUUACAUCAUGGCGGCAAGAUUUCCUGAAGGAAACCAAGUUCAGCUCCGACCUCGAAAAGGUCAUGACAUGAAAUGGUCAUGUGACAAGCAUGGUGAGCCAAUCGCAUUUUACUGUAAGAAACACGGACUACCCGUAUGUGAUCGAUGCGCUAUCAAAGAACAUUGCCAAAAACCAUGUGAGCUAGACGAUAUCGAGGAUGUCAUCUUUGAGAGGAGAAAAAAACUGGAUGAGAAACGGCCAAAAAUACAGGAACUUCAGAAACAAAUGAAAGCCGUAAAUUUAAAAAUAAAGACAGCUUUAGCUUUCAGUGAUACUAAUCUACAGACAAUAAACAACAACAUUCAAGCAUCGUAUCACAACGAGAUCAAAUCUGUUAAGGAAAAGGAGGACAGAAUGAUUAGGGUGAUUAACGAGGAGGCAGAUGAGGAAAUAAGACUCGUUAAUGAGAAGAGAGAAAAACGGAUCAAGGACUGCCACAUCGAGAUAGAAAAGGAGCAAAAAAUCAUUAAAGACAAAGAAGCAAAACUUCUAUCAGAUGCAAAAACAAUCACCAAAAUCGUUUCUAAGAAGAUCAAAGAUCUAACUAUUAAGAGUCAGCAUGUCAUAAACACUAUUAAGAAUAUUGAAUCCAACAUCACACGUAUAAACCAACAUGAUGAAACAUUGGUGAAUGAAGCUCCUCAAGUACUUGCAUCUAUUGAUGAAAAUCUAAGUUUGAAUGUUCAUCAAAAUGUGAGCGACUGUCUUGACCGAAUAGAGAGUGAAGUUGAGAGAGUGAAGUUUGUAGAGGGGGAAGCAGGUGGAGAAUACUAUAGUAGAAUUGAUGGGUAUAUCGGUAAAUGGGAACUUGCCAGGUCAAUCCACAUUCCAUCGGUUGUUAAUAAGCCGUGCGUGUGUAGUUUGUUCAGUGAGGAUGAGAUAUGUGUGCAAGACAGAGGUAACAAUGACAUGUAUGUUACAAACAUUAACACUCAACACACAGAGAAAGUCAUUGAUGAAGGUGUGUUGAUUACAUCAUGUGCGCCCAUAGACAGUAACGUAAUAGUAUGUGGUAAGGAUAGCGAUGAUUGCAUGGGUGACAGGUUGGAUGGAUGCAUCACUCUCUAUGACAGACAAUGGAAGGUGAUUAGAGACAUCACCAUACCAAGGAAUGAAGACGGUUUAAGUGUGUAUGUGUAUGUUGAUGUUGACAGGGAUGGGAUGAUCAUCGCUGCUCAGGACGAUCAGUCUAAUAUCUACGUUAUCAAUCCUGCUAAUGAUAAGAUAGUAAACACUAUUACGAUGCAGGGUAAGGAGGUGUGGGAUGGGAUACAAGCCUUGUCAUCAGGUGAUAUCGUUGUGACGACAGAUGAUAAUGAAUACACUGUCAUCUCACGAUCAGGAGAAGAGAAGGCUGUCAUACACUGUGAUGAGUGGGGUCUGUCAGAGUGUCGCGUUGACAAACUGACAGACACACUCUACAUCGCGUAUUGGGAUAGAGAGCGUAAUACCUACGCAGUUGAUCAGGUGUCACGUGAUGGUAUCAUCCAGGCAAGGAGGAUCAUGGAAUAUGUGGAAUCAGAUCGCCAUAGCUUCAUUAGCCCUUGUCUUGUUACUCCUUCUGGUAACCUCGUAGGAUGUGAUGGAGACAAACUUCAUCUUUACAAGAAGACAUUCGUCUUGUAAAUCAUCAAGAAUCUCACUCAGCAUAGUCUCCAGGGGCAGACCCUGAUUGAAACUUUGAUUAACAAGUGUGUCUCCACACAAAGACUAGCAUAUACAAAACUUCGAUGGCCUUGAGGUGGCUGCACAUUCAGACCAUAAUCUCGAGUGAAGGGUUUGCACGGCAGACUAAUCUAAAUGAGUGAUAAUGUUUUUUUAAGAACAUUUCAGAGCAAUGUUUUGCUACAUUUCCAUUUGUGUUCAACUUCAAUCUGCCACCCCUUAUACCCAUUGGGGCAGUUUCAUAACUUGUUAUAGUCACAAUCCGUAGUUAAAAGCUACUGAAAUAAUUCAAUUUGAUUGGAUCAUAGUAACCUUCAGAUAGAAAUCAUUAUAACAAGUCCUUAUAAAACAUAACUUGUUAUAGUAACAAUCAAUAGUUAAAAGCUACUGAAAUAAUUCAAUUUGAUUGGAUCAUAGUAACCUUCAGAUAGAAAUUGUUAUUAUAACAAGUCUUUAUAUAACAGGACCAUGGAGACAUUCAUGUUUGAUACAAUGGUCAUGCCUAUGUGUUAUUAAAUUCAAAGUAAUGUAUUUGAACGACGAUUAUUUUUAAGUUAAAGGAGAAUGAAACUCUUGGAGCAAGUUAACUUUUGUGAAAGCAGAAAAAUCAAAGAAUAAGAUCAACAAAAGUUUGAGUAAAAUAGGACUAGUAAUAGAAGAGUUAUGAGCAUUUGAAUGUCGAGAUCACUAAUGCUAUGGAGAUCCUCCCAUUGGCAACGCAACCAUGAUCUAUGAUAUCACAGAUGAACAACUCUCCCCUUUUGGACACUGAAAAUAUACCCCAAAACAUCUCUUUUUGCUCUUUCUAAUCAUAUGACAAACGAUUCAUCAAUGAUAUAAUGUUGUGAAACCUCUGUACUUGUCCUCUCAUAAAGAGAACACCUCACCUUGUGAUAGACUCUAUAAAAGUGAGAAUAUAAGUGAAAUAAGUACUAAAGUAAUGAGGGAGUUGUACGUGUGUGACAUCACAGAUCUUGGUCGCAUUGCCAAUAGAAGGAUCUACAUGGCAUUAGUGAUCUCAAUAUUCAAAUGCUCAUAACUUUCUUAUUAUUCAUUCAAUCUUCCUCAAAUUUUCAACAAUAUGUUUCUUUGAUUUUUCUCUUUGAUAUGGAUUCAGCUGGUUUCAAGGGUUUCAUUCUCCUUUAACAAUUCAAUGCUUGUGUGUUCAUACAUGUAUUAUGCUGGUAAAAGUCUAGACAUUCUUUAUUCAAGAAUGAUAUCAUUGAAAUUUGAAUCUUCUUUCUUUCAAGUCCCUUCUCUAUGUUUUGACAAUAAAAUCAUUCAUAUUUUGACCAAUUAAACUUUGACAGAAUAUGAUUUUAAAAAAUCAUAAAGAGUUCGAAUUUUCAUUUUAACCGAAUUUAAAUGAUAUUAUCAUCCCACAUUCCUCCGAAAGUUUACAAUGCCCUAACCAAACAGAUUACUCAUUUCAAGAAUUAAAAAUUCAUACUAUUAAAUUGAAAUAUAUUUAGCUUUGUUUUGUAUAUAAAUCUGUCAGUAGGUUCGUCAUUGUAUAUAUAUAUCACAUUUAAAUAUUUUUUUUUUGCAAGCAUACAUGCAUAUCCUCAUCAUUGCUUACCUUAAAAUAAUGUUUCAAUAAUUUAUCCUGUUUAUUUUCCCAAGCUUUUUGUUUGAUCUUAUCUUUCACCUCUGUAUUAAAGAAGCUUUCCAAUCUUAUCUUUAUAAAACCAAUUCAUAUAUAGUAUAUCAAAUUUUUGUAAAAAGUGCAAAUUUCUUUUAUAAUAUAAAGUGCAGUAUACAUGUAUAAUGAUAUGAUAUUUAAAGAUCAUCUAUUUGGGUUAAUACAUGUACGAUAGAAGUUUAGUAGAAAGUAGAAUUGAGUCUUACAAAUGAUGUUAUAUUCUUUUGUAACAUGUUUUCAUUAAAUUUAGUCUAGGAAUUGUAGUCCUUGAUGUAAGAUAAUAAAAUGAUAUGGUUGUAUUUGAUCUUUACACCUUCAGGAGGAUUGAAAGAAUUGUAACAUAUGAAUCAGAGCAAACAUUGUCGGGUGUAAAUCAAGAGGAAAGAAAUAGAUAUCUUUAUGCUGGAAUAAAAUGGUGAUAGCCAUGAAAGACAAGAAAAAUUCAAUCAUGUAUAUAAAAUAUGCGAAAGAUUGGUCAAUCAACUACCAGUUGUAAACACAUUAUUGAUCUAAAUCUAUCAAUCAUUUUGAAUAAAUGUUGUAAAUGAUCAAUAUCAUUCAUUAUGGUUGCAUGUGAAAUUUGUAGGAAUUUCAAUCAAAAGAUCAUUAUGGUGAUAGGGAGAGACAGUUUUUAAAUUCUCUACAAGGAAUAUCAAUCUAAUGUAUAAUCAAGUAAUUUUGUCAGCCUAAAUGCUAUUCAAAUGAGAAACCUAA